This is a messenger RNA of Macrosteles quadrilineatus (aster leafhopper), 1819 nucleotides long. RefSeq names its product facilitated trehalose transporter Tret1-like. Gene Ontology annotation, cellular component: membrane. NCBI's taxonomy places the organism in Eukaryota, Metazoa, Arthropoda, Insecta, Hemiptera, Cicadellidae. Gene Ontology annotation, molecular function: transmembrane transporter activity. The transcript is spliced from 9 exons. Gene Ontology annotation, biological process: transmembrane transport. Bases 170 to 1606 code for a protein of 478 amino acids. The record is from RefSeq and is a predicted model, not a curated record.
CCUAGCCACUGUUACUGUAGUAGACCACCGCGUGGUAGUGGACAGUGACAGUGGUAGUGGAGUCGGUGCUCAGCUGUGCGGUAGUCUACAAGUGUUGUGGUAGCUUGGUGUUAUACACAUGGACCACUGAAGUUUGUUUACUAUUCGAGGAGGUGACACAUUAUAAAGGAUGGCAGCUGAACAGUCUAUCAGUUAUAGAAAUCUUUACUUGAGCGCCUUAAUAAUCAACAUCGUGUACUUCGGUGUGGGCGAGAGCAAUGUGUGGACUUCUCCCGCUAUUCCCCGCCUGCGAGAAGCAGGGAGUCGCCUCUCGGGAGCCGCUGCGGGGCUUGACGAGGCUUGGCUCGUGUCAUGCUUUGCCAUUGGUCAAGUCCUCGGACCUCUCAUCAGCGGAUGUCUUCUGGACUCCCUGGGUCGCAAGCCUACCACCUUCCUCAUCAUACUGUUCCUACUCAUCAGCUGUGCUCUGCUGGCCGUAGCCUCUAGCGCUCAGGUUCUCUACUGUGCCAGGGUGAUUGGAGGCUUCUCCUUUGGCAUGAGUGUGUCUGCUUUGCCAGUGUAUAUUGCUGAACUAUCAGAUCCCCACAUACGAGGGACCCUAGCCUCUCUACCGUUGGCAUCUCGGUCCCUAGGCUACUUCACCAUGUAUGCAGUAGGGCCGCAAGUAAGCUACGUGGGGCUGGCCAUAGUCAGUGUUGCUGCUCCGCUCGUUGCACUCUUAAUAUUCUUCCUCUUACCAGAGUCGCCAUACCUGCUGCUGGCCAGAGGAAAGGUAGACAGAGCCACUCAGACCAUCCAGUGGCUCAGACGAGGGGCGUCUAAGGAGACGGUUCAAGCAGAAGUUAAUUUGAUACAGAAAGCUGUAGAAGAGAUGAAGAUGAGCAAGAGAGGUUUUCGAGACCUGUUCUCAAACAGAGCGAGUAUCCGAGCCUUGUAUAUCAGCUGCGGACUGUUGUUUUUCCUUCAGAUGUCUGGCGUCCCUGUGAUCAUGUCAAUCACUGAAUCAUUAUUUGAUCUAGCUGAGGUGGAUAUCCCAACAAAGUUGUGCACACUAGUGUUCGGAGGAUUGAUGUUGAUUGUAGGACUAAUGGGUCCAACAGUCACUCGCCAUUUUGGUUACAAGAAACCUCUUCUCAUAUCUGCCCUUGGCAGCUGUCUAUCCCUGGUAGUGUUUGGUACUCACUUUUACCUCAUCAGUCUCGGACACGACAUGAAAAACUUCAGUUUAGUCCCUCUGGUGAGCUUGGUGGCUUACAUCAGCUUCUAUUCUCUAGGUUUCUCCAACAGUGCGUUUGCUGUAGUAGGAGAGUUAUUUGCGCCCAAUGUGAAAGCUCUUGGGACAUCUCUCACCAACAGCAUAGGCUUUGCUUGUGCCUUGCUCUCCAUCCAGAUAUACUACGCAGUCAAGUCCACCUUCGGUAUCCACUUUGGCAUCUGGAGUUUCGCCUUGACAAACGCCUUUGCUGUGCCUUUCACAUACUUCUUUGUUCCCAACACAAGUGACAAAAGUCUUGUAGAGAUUCAAGAAAUGCUCAGUAGACCGUGGUUUGACAAAAAGAACAAGAUUGCUCCAGUGGAGAAGUACACGAUGAAAGAAGUGUAUUGACUUUACCAAACGUAGGGUAACAAUGACAGAGUUUGAGUUAGUGACUUGAAGUGCUUUGCUGUGAUCAACUUUGAACUGUAAAUAUGUUGUACAUACUGAUUUAGAUGUAGUUAUUGUAACAGUAAUUUGAAUGUACCAGUGAGAAAUGAAGUAUUCCUUAGUUGUAGGACAUUUGUACAGUUUUUCAUAAAAAAACAUGAUAUUUAAAAUGUA